AUGUCCAAUUUCUCUGUAUUCACAGAUCCUAUACCGUUUGAGUGUAAUAGUUAUCUCUACAAUGAUUUCAUCGAAAUUUCAAAAUAUUUAAUGACUUGUAUUUAUCUGAGCAUCGGUUUGAUUCUCCAUAUAUGGCUGCUUAAAAUCAUUUUGUUCACUCAGAAGGCUCAUUUUAAAGAUAGCACGUUUUUCCAGCUUUUUGUCAUGGAUUCUAUUGCGAGCUCAAUUUUAAUUCUGGCAGAAAUAUUUUUCGACCGGUUAUUCAUGUAUGUGCCACCCCUUUGUGGUAUCAUUGGCCCAAUUUUUUGGCAUCCAUCUUAUAUUUGUAAAUUUGUGUAUUUGACGACGAUUCAUGCAAGAUUUACAAAGUCUGUGGCUCAAAUUUUCAUGGUUUUGAAUCGAAUGUCUUGUGUUUUGAAUCCAAUUGGAUAUAAUCAGAUGUGGAAACGUAUCCUCCCAACCGUCCGAAUCCUUGUGAUCAUUCUCCCAUUCGGUGGUUCCUGGAAUGUCUGGAUUUCCAGAAUAGUCCUAAAAGCAGUCUACGGAGGAUUUGUUUUAAGUUACAUUCGAAAUGUUGAAUGGGCUCCCCUGUCCAUCUUCCAAUCUACCUACAUUCUUGUUGCUCUCGCAUUUACCGUAAUCUGUACUACUGUAACUCUUUGUAAAAUGUUAGUGCUUCCCGAGCGUUUGAAAGCUACUGAAAAAUCAUUGUGCUUCACUUCGAUUUUUAUUUCCAUUACUUUUUUGUUAGUAGCAGCUACACAGAUCCUAUGGAUAACAUGUUGUGUUUCUGAUAUUUUAUAUGCUCUACAGUACUUGGCAUUUGACAGUUUUACAGUAGGAUCAGCUGUCAUAGUUAUCGCAGUCAACAAGCAGCUCCGUGCCAGUAUUUACCCAUGGAAAGUUUCCGAAAGAUCUAACUCGAUUAUAGUUUCAGUUUUCCCGAAUUGA
Caenorhabditis briggsae is the source of this 951-nucleotide messenger RNA. Gene Ontology annotation, biological process: sensory perception of chemical stimulus. The transcript is spliced from 5 exons. Gene Ontology annotation, molecular function: transmembrane signaling receptor activity. The record is from RefSeq and is a predicted model, not a curated record. Gene Ontology annotation, cellular component: membrane. Bases 1 to 951 code for a protein of 316 amino acids. Lineage: Eukaryota; Metazoa; Nematoda; Chromadorea; Rhabditida; Rhabditidae.